Syngnathus typhle (broad-nosed pipefish) is the source of this 2371-nucleotide messenger RNA. RefSeq names its product growth arrest-specific protein 1. The transcript has a single exon. NCBI's taxonomy places the organism in Eukaryota, Metazoa, Chordata, Actinopteri, Syngnathiformes, Syngnathidae. Gene Ontology annotation, biological process: regulation of cell cycle. The record is from RefSeq and is a predicted model, not a curated record. The coding region runs from base 394 to 1152 and encodes 252 amino acids.
ACUUUUCUUUCUUGGGGGAGGGGUGUUGUGAGGGAAGCUCGGCGGUGCGCGAAGUGAAACAGCACAGAGAGAGCGAGCACGAGGGACAAAGGAGAUCCGCACACAGCGAAGAAGGAAUGAAACAAACUGGAUACGUUUUUCAAAUUUUUUUUUUUUCAUUUAGAUGCACAUCCGUGCACGCGGCCCGGUCCGUAAAGGCACCGCGGCCGUUCGGGCUGGAGUAGGAGAACUUUUUGCUGCUGGAGCGUGAGUUCAUGCACUCUGCUUUUGCACCCACACGUGGUGACUUCAUGACGUGUUUUCCGGGACUCGCCGAGGUAUUUCUGUCCGCUUUAUAGCCCGGGAGGUUUGAUGAUGUACUGCAGGAGGAAGGGUUCGAGUUAACCCCCAAGUAUGAGAUGUUGGUGCGGCGUCCUGGCACUGCUCCUGUGGGUGCUGGUGGCCGUGGAUGCGCAGCUCAUCUGCUGGCAGGCCAUCCUGCGCUGCCACGCCGAACCUGAGUGCGACCUCGCCUAUGGUCAAUACUUGGCCGCCUGUGAGGGCAACCUGCGGGGCACCAGGCGCCAGUGCCCCAGCCACUGCAUUAACGCACUGAUCCGCCUCAACCGCACCCGCAGCGGGCCGGACCUGGAGAGCUGCGAGUGCGCUCAGGACGUCGAGUGCCAGGGGGCCAAGCGCGCCAUCGAGCCGUGUCUACCUCGUCGGUACCCGGAAGACGGCGGCGGGGGGAUCGGCUGCAUGGAGGCACGGCAACGUUGCGUGCAAGACAGCCACUGCCACGCUUCCCUGGAAGCGUAUCUGUCUUACUGCGGACAGCUGUUCAAUGGACGCAAGUGCUCGGCCAAGUGCAAGGCCACCAUCCAGCAGAUGUUGUACAUCCCCGACGGGGCCCUGCUCAACCGUUGCGUUUGCGACGGCGAAGGGAGACCCUUCUGCGAGGUGGUCAAGGAGAACAUGAGUAAACUCUGCUCCAUCGGGGACCACCACGGCGUCAUCUCAGACCAGCCGGAGGUGGACGACACGUACGAGGACGAGGACUAUGACGCCAGACAGGACAGGGAUGACGUCUACAGCGAAAACUCUGCGGCUCCCCGGAGGUUGCCCACGUUGGGGAUGCUCCUGGUUCUCUUUCUCGGAUGUAUUUGGUUGUGAAAUUGGAUUCAUCCCUUGACACUUCUUUUCCUGGACCAACUGAAAGGGGGGCUUGAAGGCGAGUCAGCUGGAUGAGGUGAUGCUGGUUUUCACCCUUGCUGUCAGCACUUUGGAUCAUUUGAGACCAAGGUUGACAAGAGGACAGCUGGAAUUCUUCAUGGUUGAGGAUAUUCGGUGGGUCCAAUUCUACUCUACACCAAGAAGUGCCACCACGUUGGGUUUCUUUUUCGCAGUUGACCUGGCUGGUUUUCACCCCUUGGACACUUUGGAUUUCAUCAUUUGAAAUAGUUUUUAAAACUAAGACUUCCCCAAUGGAGGGUUCAAUAUGAUGCAGAAACCUCGAACUCUUCAAGAACCGUUUGAGGUCUCCCUAGUUGAGGGCUAUGACUUCUUUGAAGUUCACUGACAUCUUAGUUGAAAGGACCAGCAACCACAAAAACAUUCAAGAACCUUCAGUUUGGACUUCCUCACGGAUGUCUUGUACAUGGGAAAACUGUAGAUGGACUCACCAGACUCCAAGUUGCCAGUUGCAUGCGGCUCCCGUUUGUUUACUCUUGGUGUCAAUGGUACUUAGAGGGUCGCUUUAUUAAGACCUUAGACAAACACGGAGACUCGGCCGAGACUCGGUCCGUUUACUCUCCUACUUUUGUCGCCGUAACCACACUUCAAAUAUUUGCGGGGGACAGGAUCAAGUGCUUAAAUGAACUGGGGCACCGCACUCCACACAAGUUUUGUACAGAAGAACCGAGUACACCCCCCCCCCCCCCCCCCCGGCCGCCCCUUGGCCUCCUUCCUCCCCUGCUUCCCACCCUUUUCCUUCCCCUAACUUCACACCUAUAAAUGACACCUCGUUUUAUUACUGCUAACUUUGCUAUGUUGGCAUCCAUCUUGCUUUUGUUUCUUCUUGGCCUGAGAUCCAACGCAGGAGCGACAAAAUGUCAGCUCCAUUCCCCCAAUCACAUGCUAACUUUUACAGCUCAAAAUGUAGCAGGCUCAUUAAAUUCACAACUUUUUUUAAAACCGUUCACAUUUGGUUAACACGCAACAUGUUGAAAAAUGUUCCGAUUGUCACGCCGAAAUUAUGCCAACAUGAGUUUUAUGUGUGUAAAUGUUAAAUUAUGAAGCCAGAAUAUGAAGACAAACGUGUGUGUAUAUAUUUGACAGAAUGAUACGAUUAUAUGAAGUCAGUGUAAUAAAGCUUGGAAGCCAUGAUUAUUGA